AUGACUUUAGUUGACAUAAAAGAAAAUUUAUCUUUGUUUGAUGAUGCAUUUUCUAUUCAUCGACAAAUACCUGAAUUUCAAAUAGAUUCAACAACAUAUGAUCAAUUAAUGGAGAGAAUUAAUAAUAUAAAACAUCCAUUGAUUCUUGUUGCAUAUAUUGAUAAUCAACCAGUUGGUUAUUUAAUGGGUUAUGAACGUUAUUCAUCAUUUUAUAUAUGGAUUGCUGGUGUUCUUCCUAAUCAUCGUCGACAAGGAAUACUAGUUCAACUAAUGAAUCAAACAAAACAAUGGGCUAUGAAAGAAAAAUAUAAUUCGUUGACAAUUAAAACACGUAAUUCUUUCAAAUCAAUGCUUCUCUUUCUUAUUUCACAUGAUUUUAAAAUAAUUGACAUUGAUAAACGACAAUCUGUUGACACUCAUCGUCUUAUUCUAGAAAAACAGUUAAUCAUUCCACAGCAUUCAUCUUCUAAUUGA
This is a messenger RNA of Rotaria sp. Silwood2, 474 nucleotides long. The record is from the annotation of a GenBank genome assembly. NCBI's taxonomy places the organism in Eukaryota, Metazoa, Rotifera, Eurotatoria, Philodinida, Philodinidae.